GCUCGUUCCUCCCCGAUGGCCUCGCUCGCCGCUCGCCGCCUCCUCUCCCGCGCCGCCGCUUCCCGCCGCCUCGUCCCCUGCGCCUCCUCCCCCGCAUCUCUCCGCCGCUUCUCCGUGGACGCCUCGGCGACGCCGCCCCCGCCCCCGCCCCCGCUCCCGCCGCCGCCCCCGGAGCCGACCGUCGAGCUGCCCAAGUCGGAGGGCGCCUCAUCAUCCUCGUCUCACGCUGGAGCCGGAGGAGCGCAUCGCCGCACCGGCGGCGCGGGGUACGAGGAGGAGCAGGAGAAAGUGCUCCGCGCGUCGCUGCUCCACGUGCCAAGGAUGGGGUGGAGCGAGUCAGCCAUGAUCGCUGGGGCGAGGGACGUGGGCGUGUCGCCGGCCAUCGUUGGUGCUUUCCCCAGGAAGGAGGCUGCGCUCGUUGAGUUUUUCAUGGAUGACUGCCUUCAACAACUCAUUGAUCGCAUAGAUGCUGGUGAGGGAGAGCUUUUGAAGAACUUGGUACUGAGUGAGAGACUUUCCAAACUUGUCCGAAUGAGGUUGGAAAUGCAGGGACCUUAUAUAUCAAAGUGGCCUCAAGCUCUCAGUAUCCAAUCCCAACCAGCAAACAUUCCAACAAGUUUAAAGCAAAGAGCUGUCCUUGUUGAUGAGAUUUGGCAUGCUGCUGGAGAUGCUGGGUCAGAUAUUGAUUGGUACGUGAAGCGAACUGUGCUUGGUGGCAUCUACUCCACCUCAGAGGUGUAUAUGUUAACAGAUAAUUCUCCAGAUUUCCGCGAUACAUGGACAUUUGUGAGUCGCCGUAUCAAGGAUGCUCUUGAUCUUCAGAAAACAUUUCAGGAGGCCGCGUAUCUAGCAGAAGCCGUGGGAGCAGGCAUGGGUGGCUCCCUACAGGGUGUUCUGAACAGAGUUUUCAAGAACUGAAGUGCACGAGCCUGCCUUGGAUACAUUCUCAUUCUCGAUGUUUCCAAUAUCGCAUUUCAAUUCAGAAGUUUAGCACAUUCAGAGUCAAAUAAAGCAAACUGGUUGCUUACGAUGUAGUGCUGUACAUAGUAGCAUCGUUUUUCAAAUGAAAUACUGUCGGGAUCCACAUGCGGACGGAUAUGAGGUUGCUAGAUCUACCAACA
This is a messenger RNA of Oryza brachyantha (malo sina), 1121 nucleotides long. Its product is annotated as ubiquinone biosynthesis protein COQ9, mitochondrial. NCBI's taxonomy places the organism in Eukaryota, Viridiplantae, Streptophyta, Magnoliopsida, Poales, Poaceae. The record is from RefSeq and is a predicted model, not a curated record. Bases 16 to 918 code for a protein of 300 amino acids. Gene Ontology annotation, biological process: ubiquinone biosynthetic process. Gene Ontology annotation, cellular component: mitochondrial inner membrane. The transcript is spliced from 6 exons. Gene Ontology annotation, molecular function: lipid binding.